AUGUCUGCUUUGUUUGAAUGGGCAUUUGGGAAAAAACUCACGCCUCAGGAAAGGCUUCGAAAGAAUCAAAGGGCACUCGAGAAAACGCAAAGAGAACUAGCGAGGGAAGUGACAAAGCUCCAGAAUCAGGAGAAAACUUUGAUGCUGGAGAUAAAGAAACUGGCAAAGCAGGGACAAAUUGCGAGUGCUAAGAUUCAAGCUAAAGAUCUUGUUAGAACAAAAAACUAUAUUGUCAAAUUCAACCUGAUGAAGGCUCAGUUGCAAGCCAUUUCCUUAAGAAUCCAAUCGGUGAGAAGUAAUCAGCAGAUGGGUAGCUCUAUGCGAGAUGCCACCAGGGUACUUCUGGGAAUGAAUAAGUCAAUGAACUUGCCUCAGCUCUCACGUAUAGCUCAGGAGUUUGCGAAGGAAAAUGACCUCAUGGAUCAGAAGCAGGAGUUCAUGGAUGACGCCAUUGAUGAUGCCAUGGCUGACGAUGAGGAGUUGGGCGAGGAUGAGCAAGUUGACGAAAUUUUGACGAAGGUAUUGGACGAGAUUGGGGUUGAUCUUAACACAAGCUUAAAAGACACACCCAACACCAUUAAUGUGGAGAACGCUCAAAAAGCAGACGCCAGAGUGGCGGAAGCCAUUGGUGGACACAAUGGUGGUCUGGAGGAGGAUGAUCUACAAGCAAGGUUAGAUAGCUUGAAAAAGUGA
Candidozyma auris is the source of this 693-nucleotide messenger RNA. It is a transcript of the gene VPS2, whose product is annotated as ESCRT-III subunit protein DID4. Lineage: Eukaryota; Fungi; Ascomycota; Pichiomycetes; Serinales; Metschnikowiaceae. Gene Ontology annotation, biological process: endosome transport via multivesicular body sorting pathway; late endosome to vacuole transport; protein transport. The record is from RefSeq and is a predicted model, not a curated record. Bases 1 to 693 code for a protein of 230 amino acids. The transcript has a single exon. Gene Ontology annotation, cellular component: multivesicular body; ESCRT III complex.